CGGCCGCUGGCGCCGCUGGGCAGCAGCGCGGAGCUGAGCUGCGACUCGCCCAGCAUCAUGGACAUCUCCAUCUCCUCCGAGCCCGAGGAGAGGAGCCCCAGCGUGAACAACGUGCCCGACUACGCGGGCGACAUCCACGGCUACCUGCGGGAGAUGGAGGUGAAGUGCAAGCCCAAGAUGGGCUACAUGAAGAAGCAGCCCGACAUCACCAACAACAUGCGGGCCAUUCUCGUGGACUGGCUGGUGGAGGUCGGCGAGGAGUACAAGCUGCAGAACGAGACCCUGCACUUGGCCGUCAACUACAUCGAUAGGUUUCUGUCCUCGAUGUCUGUCCUGCGGGGCAAGCUGCAGCUCGUGGGUACCGCAGCCAUGCUGCUCGCAUCGAAGUUUGAAGAAAUCUACCCUCCUGAGGUCGCAGAGUUUGUCUACAUCACAGAUGAUACCUACACCAAGAAGCAAGUUCUAAGGAUGGAGCACUUAAUUUUGAAAGUUUUGUCAUUUGACUUGGCAGCUCCAACAAUCAACCAGUUCCUUACCCAGUAUUUCCUGCACGAACAGACAAGCGCCAAAAUUGAGAGCUUAUCCAUGUAUCUUGGGGAGCUGAGUCUAAUAGAUGCUGAUCCUUAUCUGAAAUACUUGCCAUCAGUUAUUGCUGCUGCAGCAUUUCAUCUAGCAGGCUACACAAUCACUGGACAAACUUGGCCUGAAUCUUUGUGCAAAGUAACAGGCUACACCCUUGAAAACAUUAAGCCUUGCCUCAUGGACCUACACAAGACCUACCUCAAAGCAGCACAACACACGCAACAGUCAAUAAGGGAAAAAUACAAGAGUACAAAGUACCACGGAGUAUCGCUCAUUGACCCGCCAGAGACACUAAACUUAUUGUAAUAAUCAAGAGACUGAUCUUUUAAAAAGAUGUAUAUUACCUUUGCGAGGAAAUGGUGUACAGUUUUAAACAAGGUUCAGAAAUCUAGAUGUGAUCAUUCACAAUAUUAAUGCAGGUUUUUGAUGAGCUUAAUUAUGAAGUUAGUUUUAUGUGGUUUUAAUGUAAAUCUUUUGUACAUGCAAUCUUGUUAAAAAUAUUUAGCUGAGUUUUUUAUAAAACGUUCUAUUCAAGCACAAAAUUAACCCUUCAGACUAAGUAUAUGUCUGAGACUUCUUAUCUAAUUAGAAACAGUAAACAGCAGUGCAUUAAAAUAGGGCUUUUUUGCUCUUUCCAAGUGAGACUGACUUGGAUUCCACAACAGUAUUUGUAGCAUUCUUCUAYUGUCUAGUUUAAAUUGAGGCUUAGUGUAGAUCCAAAAUGUGGCUUAACAGCUGUAAUUUUGAAGGAACUGCACAGCUACUAGGAGAACACCUUGCUGAAGUGAACUUGUGUGAGACUUGAGGAUGUGCUAGAUAAUGGGAGCCAGUUUGUAGAAAUGCAAUGUACUGUCCAGUCUCUAUCAGGUUAAAGGCUGAGUGCUUGACUGCAGGGACMACUUCAAACUAGCCUUGCAGUCUGUCCUUGGUGCUUCCUGUAUGUACAGAACGGUCUUGCUUAUAGGUAUUUUCUAGUCAGUGUAAAAUGGAUAAUAAUUUAAGCCCACGGAGCUCCCAUUAAUGUAUAAGCUGCCCCCAAGCCCAUCAAUGUCCACUAAAAAGCUCACCGGUUUGCUUGGCACUUGGCUGCAGUUCAGCCUUGCCACCAGGGUGACCUGCUGCUGUGUUGUCAGGAGRGAGGGAGGAAGGGAUGCCUUUUGCACGGACAGUGCUACAUGGCCCUUGCUGUGCGUGUCCCUGCUGCUUCAGAGGGGCUCGCCUACAGCGAAGGGGUAACCAACUUGUCUUGAUUUUUCUUAGCAUUUCUCAGUUUCCCUAGAACUGUUACCAAACUAGUGGCAAAUAAUCAGUGUUGGAUUAAAUGGACACUCACCUUCAACACAUACAAAAGGAGUGAUGUCCUGACCCUACUGUGCUUUGCAUGUAAAUCAGUGACUGUAUGGAAGUGGAUUUUUAAAUGGGCCAUUUCCAGGUUGGCUAAUAAACAUCUUGACAUCUGAUGUUAGUGGUCUUGGUGGUACCUUAAAAACAGUGACAGUUGGUGGCAUUACUAUCCUAAAUUGGUGCUCCUUCCUAAAUGCCUGCAAGGACUGCCCUGCCGAGCCUGUGCCACUGCAACGUGGAGUUAGUGAGUGCAGAGGGGUGGCUAACCCAAGACACUGCCAGCACCAACCAAGAACUGUGUAUCUGCUGUCUGUGGAACAAUUGGUGUAGGCUAUAAAAAGGACAGCAACAGCCCUCUGGUGAGCUGCUAAGUGUGCGUUUUGGUGAGAAAAAUCACAUGUCGCCUGAGUAGCUUAAAGACUUGGCUGUUCUGUCCACAUGCCUACUGAACUCCUGUUCAGCCCUGCCCGGUCUGUGGACUGAGUUCUCCACAAGCCAACACAGUUUGCAGAACUCUAGCUUAGAGGUGUUGGCUUGUGAAGCAAAGACAAGAGCAUGCAGCAGAGAUUCCUCUUUUGGCAGAUGUGAGCUUUUUGGGAUGCACUUUGGCAGAAAUGUUGUAUGUAUUCCAAUAUAUAAUGAAAAACUGUAGCUCGUUAGUCUUCCUUGUUCUCCAGUAGUUUCAUUAGCUCAACUGCAAUAGCUUGCCACUGAAAAGCUAAACCUCGUUUGGCUGAAACUGCACACUAUCAUGUCUGGUGCUUAGUCUGGGAAAUGUUUGGGCCUCACAGAGGAGUGGGUCUGAAUAUCCACUAACACGUGUGCCUUUGCUGUACUUGCAACAGCAGCUGGUGACUUUGGCAGCUCUAAUGAAAAUGCUCCAUGGCCACUGUCUGUAGGCCUAGAGCCCAGGGUUCUUCCUGAGAAGCUGGGUCCUGCCUUUUCCUUUUGGUGGCAGACAUUGGGAACUUUAAAGGCUUCCAAGAAGUACAAACCUAAGAGGAGUAACUUAAAGCUUACAAAUUACUUUGUCCAGAAAGGAGCAAAAUGCCAGUACCCAGGAGAACAGCUUAGGCUGUAGUAGUUGACUGUAUUAAGUUACAGCUUAAUGAAAUGUCGUCUUGCCCAGUUUUGGAUAAAUAGCAUUGCUGCUGUUUCUAUAGCAUAGAGAAUAAUGCUGCCUUGCUCCCUAAACUUUGCUUUUAGCCAGUGGGGUCUGCUCUAUAGCCUGGAUAGCCUGAGAAAGGCUCAGGCACUGGGCUGGCAUCUUGGCCUGAGCUGGCUCUGUUCUUCCUAACCCUGCCCCAACUCUUGGUGCUGCAGGAAGCAACAGCCUCUUCAGCUAGCAGGGGCCCUUUCUAGCUUUGCCUUGGAGCUUUGAACAAAACAGAAAAGCCCAGGCUGCACUGCACUACCUUUUUGUCUAUCCAGUGUAACUUCUGUAUUAUUUUCAAAAGAAACAACUUAGGGACACAGGGUAUAAACUGUUAGAUGGGGAAAUAACWGAAUUCCCAAGCAAAAGAGGGGAGAAACAGUUGCCAAGAAUACUGUUCUUCCUGAAGAAGGUGGAAGAAGCUGAAUCUUCACUCAUUCCUGUGCUUCUAAUGGCCAUUUCCCAUGAGAAGAACUGACA
This is a messenger RNA of Nothoprocta perdicaria, 3559 nucleotides long. It is a transcript of the gene CCNA2, whose product is annotated as cyclin A2. Gene Ontology annotation, cellular component: nucleus; cyclin A2-CDK2 complex; cytoplasm. NCBI's taxonomy places the organism in Eukaryota, Metazoa, Chordata, Aves, Tinamiformes, Tinamidae. Gene Ontology annotation, biological process: mitotic cell cycle phase transition; regulation of cyclin-dependent protein serine/threonine kinase activity. The record is from RefSeq and is a predicted model, not a curated record. Bases 58 to 888 code for a protein of 276 amino acids. Gene Ontology annotation, molecular function: cyclin-dependent protein serine/threonine kinase regulator activity. The transcript has 7 exons.